Molecule: messenger RNA, 1200 nt
Organism: Nymphaea colorata (pocket water lily)
Lineage: Eukaryota; Viridiplantae; Streptophyta; Magnoliopsida; Nymphaeales; Nymphaeaceae
Exons: 1
Coding region: 459-815 (118 amino acids)
Source: RefSeq, a predicted model, not a curated record
UUUCUUUGGAUUCAAAUUUCCAAGUUGCAGAAGAGGUCAAUUUCAAGUCUCGCGAACUGUUAAGGGUAUUUUCGUCCAUGUAUAACUCAGGAACAUGUCCGUCCUCUGUUCCCAACGGCUUAAUAAUCACAUGCCCUGUGACCACCAUAGACCCUAAUUCUAACUCCUUUACCAAAUCUGUCUGUCUCAGACAAAGGGGAGCGGAGAACGACCGCAAACUACAACCUUUUCAACAAUUCCAGCACACAUACUCACAGAAGCGGGUUAUUUUGCACAAUUCCCAGGGGUGUUUCCGUCCACCAGCGAAAGUCGGCACAUUCUGGACGCCGAGUCCGGUCGCGCUCCCCCCGUCCCAAAUCUGAACUCCCCCCGUCUCCUCGCUGUGGAUCGCUGGAACUCGACAGAGCGGAAGAAGAUCCCGUCGAUCGACCUUGGCUCCGAACCGGUGGCUGGAGAGGAUGCAGACAGACGAUGAGUGGCUCGCUCCGGACAAGCUCUACCACGUGCUCUUCUGCUUCUUCGUUGCCCUAGCUUCCGCGGAGCUCACGCGCCGCUGCGGCCACUCCUUGCUGCGGAGGCGGAGCAUUUCCAUCGGGAGCCUCGUUUCUACGGCAGCCGGAGCCGCGAAGGAGAUCGGAGAUGAGAUGGGCUUCUGGACCUCAGGCGGUGGCUCCAUCAAGGACGCCGUCGCCGACCUCUCCGGCGUCCUGCUCGCGGCGACCAUCCUCUGGGCCUUGGCCUUGCCUCCGCCUCCGCCUCCUCCUAAGGGAUCGCACGAAGAUCCCUACCGAUUCCACGGGGAUUCUGCCGUCUGAAACUCUCCCCUCUGCCUCUGAUAUUUCCGGCUAUUUUGCCGGUGCCGGGAUCUGUAAGCGAGGACAUCUUUUGCCGCCGGAGGAAUGACUAAAAUGUUCAUAACACGAUCGGUCAAUGCCGAUUAGGGGUUUUGACUCCGAUAAAAGAACGAAUGAGAUUCGUGCCCUUUGUAAAUACUAAAUAGUUGUAAAUGCUUCGCCAAGCUGUUCAUCAUGAGUGACAAAUGAAUGAAUCAGUUUACGGCUCAAGCCCCUGGCGCCCAACCUUUACCAUUCUGAAAUUAUGAAAGGUAGGUUGUUGCCCCUCGGCUCUCUCUCAGACUCUCAGUUGUUGAAGGCUUUUGAGAUUAUGUAUGAAUAGGAAAAUUUCUUUGAUUUUUGUUAA